Gasterosteus aculeatus aculeatus (three-spined stickleback) is the source of this 2202-nucleotide messenger RNA. It is a transcript of the gene sfr1, whose product is annotated as SWI5-dependent homologous recombination repair protein 1. Gene Ontology annotation, biological process: double-strand break repair via homologous recombination; positive regulation of DNA-templated transcription. NCBI's taxonomy places the organism in Eukaryota, Metazoa, Chordata, Actinopteri, Perciformes, Gasterosteidae. Gene Ontology annotation, cellular component: Swi5-Sfr1 complex. The record is from RefSeq and is a predicted model, not a curated record.
CGUAAUCAAAUUCUGCCCUAUCGCUAACUUUGGAGGCUUUCUUGAGCCGCAACAACACGGAAACCAGGGAAACGUCUCGUCGCGUUCUUGUUUUGUAUCAGUUAUCGCACUUUGUGAAGUCACUGGGCUGCUUUCUACUUCUUUACAACGUGUCCGUCAACACUUUUGUUUCAGUACUCGAGUUACAUCGUUUUUACGUUUGUUGACCAGACGCUACGUGACCGACGUUAGCUAGUUUACCCGCGAGGGGCCAACUUUAGCCAACUCUAUCCGUCACGUGACUGUACUUCACCAGCAGAAGAUCCUCAUGCGUCCAAGUGUCGCUCAUGGAGGUCACUCCUAAAGCCGCCGGAUCAAACCCCCUGAUUCAUUCACCUCCCCAUUCGGCAGAGGCGAGCCCCCGUGCGCACAAAGAGGAGAAGGUAGGAAGGAGUGCAAUUUGCUUUGCACGUCAACGUUAUCUAACAUCCCGUCAAAACAAACGCAAGCUGACAUCUCCUCCGCAGCAUCACCAGAAGCUGAGCUCCUCCCUGAGGGAGAGGCUGAAGAGAUCGAGGCGCUCCUUCACCUCGCCCCCCUCCUCUGUUGCCAAACGCCUGUGUGUUGAUGAGAAGGUGGAGGACAAGAAUGGCCAACAAGUUUCAGCAGAUUCCCUGGAGACUGUUAAGUACCCUUCAUCGACCUUGCCCGAUGUUGACGUAAACAGAAACGAGAAGUCAGGGAGCGAGAGUUUUUCUGGACCCAUUUCCGAACCGACGUGUCAUCCUUCCAAAGACUUCACACAAGAGCGAGACCGCUUGAGGAGGGAGGUGAAAGACAAGAUGGAGACGCUGCGCCGGCUCAAGAUGGUUAAGAUGUACCGGAACAAGAAUGAUUUGACGCAGCUCCAGACCCUGGUUGACAAGUGGCGGAGCUGUGCUCAGGCUGCACUGUACGAGCUGAUGUCAGACGUCCCCAUCGAGGGAGGAAAGGCCAGCCUGUCGGCGCUCAUUGACCUCUUCGGUCUGGAUGACGCCAUUCUGCACUUUGACCGCGCGGAAGAGGACUUUACUACCUAAAAAAAACAAAACAUAUACCCGCUGAAGCCAUCGCAUCAGAGUUAACCGUUUAUUUGUUGCUCCUACAGCAGUUUACUCGUUGACAGAAGUGUAAAUGAGGCCUCGCUCAGUCGUGUUUCAGCUGAUCCAGUGACGGAAAGUUCUUCAUCCUCAGGCGCUCGACUUCGGCCCAGAGGGAAGCCAGCUCUUCCGCCUGCGCUCUGGCACAGGCCUCCAGGUUACUCCUCAGAAGGAUUUCCUGGUAGCGCUCCUCUGUCUUAGCUGCUUGAUUAUCCUGUGAAGCUAAACACCAAACAGGUCACACUAUCAGUCAGAAGAGGUUUCCGAAAUCUCCCUUAGCGAUGAGCCGAAAGUCUCGUUUUAUUACCUAUGGCUUCAUAGAUGUGCGUCCUCUCUGCCACAGUCACCUGCAUAUCGGGCAGCUGCUGUUUAACAGUUGCGUUCUCCUUGGCUUUCUCUGCCGCCUGCCUGUUGAGCUGUUCAAUCUUUUUCAUGCGCUGCUUCACACUUUUUAGAUGAGCCUAAUUAGAUGAUCAAAUGUACAUUAGUUCAAGUCGGUAACGUAAAAUACACAACACGGACGCGAUUGAUGAGAUCAUAUUGUUACUUUUUUGUUACCUUUUCCUGAAAAGCUAAAGUUUUCUCCAGGAUAGAAACUUGCUUGGACACCCGGCUGUCUCGACCCGUCUUGUUGAGGUACUGGGGGGGGAAAGGCGACUAAAGUGACUAAUAAAGCAAAAAAGAACAGCCGAUGUGAUUCGCAUUAGUUUCUACUCUAAAACCAAAAUGGGCAAAAAUUCAAAAUAUUUUAUGGAUGUUAAGGCUUCAGGGGCCUAAACAAUGACAGGAAGCUGCUUGCCACAGCAGAGCUACCUGAGGAAACUGGCAUCUGGGCCUGGAAACAUGUUCGGCGUGUGCGAUGCUCAUUAACUUGUCGAAAAAAAGACGACGGGUGACUCAUUUGUUCUUUCUGUAUUUUUUUGUUAUCCAACCACCACCUUCCUAUAUAUUUUUUUUAAUCACAAAGUUAUGAAAGAACCUUUUUGUAAUGUUUAUGAAAUGGUCUUUGGUGAGCAGCUUUUGUUUUUUCUGUUUUUGAUUAAACUGCCCUGCAUUGGAUUGACGUGUAGCGGAUUGAAGCACA